Messenger RNA from Erigeron canadensis, 1139 nucleotides. RefSeq names its product AT-rich interactive domain-containing protein 2-like. Bases 158 to 862 code for a protein of 234 amino acids. NCBI's taxonomy places the organism in Eukaryota, Viridiplantae, Streptophyta, Magnoliopsida, Asterales, Asteraceae. The transcript is spliced from 2 exons. The record is from RefSeq and is a predicted model, not a curated record.
UCUAAACAGAUUGGAUAAGUGGUUGGAAAGGCUUUACCGAAGACCCUCGAAGAUUCAUUCACAGUUCCAUACCACCUCGCUGAAUUUUGUAUUCUAUAUAUUGAGGAUCUUUGUGACACUAUUGGAAGGUGCUAUCAAAUUCUCAAAUUCAUUAGUCAUGAAGUCAACUCUAGUGGACCGGUUCAACUACAUUAAUGAUGAUAAACUACAAUUAGCGAUCCCGAUUGGACCACGCUUUCAAGCUGAUGUGCCUGAUUGGAGGGGCCCACCUCACAAAAAUUACCCUUGUGGCUCUCUAAUAAAAUCAGACUCUUCAAAAUGGUUGGGCACUGUGAUAUGGUCAACAAAAAACUCGACUCCAGUGAGUGAAGGGGAUGUCAUAGGAAAAGGAAGACCUGCAUCUUGCAAUUGUGCCACCCCUGGAUCCAUCUUAUGUGUCAAACACCACAUCAGUAAGAAGUCAGCCAACCUGCUGAACAAUUUGGGACCUGCUUUCCAGAAAUGGAGGUUUGAUCAAAUGGGAGAAACCAUUGGCAAGUUAUGGAAACAACCCGAGCAGCAGAGGCUCACCAAUCUGAUAAGAAAAUGUGCACUUUCAGGUGAUGAGUUCCUUAAACCUGCGUUGGAAUGUUUUCCAAGAAAGUCAAAGAAAGACAUAGUCAGCUAUUACUUCAAUGUACACAUCCCUAGACGAAUGAGCAUACGAACAAGGUCGGGCUGUACGAAGGUUGAUACAGAUGAUGAAGAGGAGAAGUCAAAGCCUCCUUGUUCCAAAGGGCCUAGAAAAAGGGCUCGGGUUGAUGGUAUGACUGGGUAUAGUUCUAAAAUUGUGAACACCAGGUACUUAACUGGACGAAGAUGACCCUACCUUUUGGUGUCAGGACCUGUGCUACAAGUCAGGUUUUACUAGCUCCAAUCUCCAAGUAUUCUUUCACAGGUGAUGUUUUUCUUCUCGUUUUUUCUUUAUUAUCAAGUACUUUCCCAACUAGGAUCAGAUUGAGGGAACAUCAAUAGGCAAAGUCCAUAUAUAUAGGUAGGGAUUUGGUGGAGUUUUGCCUAUGGUCCACACUCUACUUGCUGUGUUUUAUAACAUGUGAUCCUGGUAGUAUUAUCAAAGUGUUUUUAUUCUCUACAACUAA